UGUGCACCAGGCCUCUCUUUUAUUAUAAAGUGAAGACCCUUUAUAGCACCCAGAACUGGAAAUAGAACUUGGCCAGCUGUUUCAGAAGCCAUAUCUCUGCCUUUUCCAUCACAACUCCCACCUCCUCCCCAAAGUAACCACUAUCCUGACAUUUAUGGUAAUCACUUAGAAGGAUUUUAUUUUAAUGGGACUAAAGUUUAGCUAUAAAUAAUCACUAAUGGUAGAAUAUUAGGCGGUUGAGAGGUAUGUGGAGGAGCCAUCAGAGACAGCCAGAUCUCAGCACACUUAAAAUCACAUCAUUUUAUACAGUUAGUUCACUCUGUGCCCAUAAUUAAGACAGACCUCACUGGAAAAGGAUCCCACAGAAGUCCAAGCAAGUACCGGGCUGUGCCCUAUGCCCUCAGCUAUUUUACUGUCAUCUACUGGUCCAGAAAGAGCCAUACCCUGCAGUCUUUCCAAGGCAGAGCAAAAGUAGGUCCCAGCUCACAGUGCUUGGGAGAGUGCAAGGGACUAGUUGUCUUUGCUAAUGAUAUAUGAGUCCAGGACAUUGCCUAAACUUCCCUGGGCCUCAGUUUCUCACUGUGAAGUAUGGGGCCACAAUAAAGCCCUUUACAAUCACCCAUUCCUCUCCUAACUUAGUCCUCUUUCCUCAAUCUUGGUGUCUGUUUCAGCUGCCUAUUCAUUCACCCUUAUAUAAGAAGCUCAUUACCUUCCUUUCCCAGCUGGGUCUUUCCAGUCUUGUGCUUCUCUUUUUGCCCUUGAUUCUUACACACGGUGAGUCUGCUUCACACACAUCUUUAUAAACAUGCAUGUAUGUCCUUGUACAUUGGAGGUGCUGAGCAAAUGCUCAUAGAAUGAAUGAAUGUAAAGGAAGAACAAAUGAAUUCCUGUAUACAUUCCUUAACUAUUUAGCGAGUGCCUAUUAUAUAUACAAAGAUACAAACCUGUCUCCCUACACUCUAAAGAUCAUUCCUCUCCUCCCUUUCUCCUCAUCUUCCUUUUCCAUCUUACUCCUUUUUUUCUUUCACUGCACCGCGAAGCUAGACUGAGUGCCCUGCAAGGCAGCAUGCAGACAUACAGAAGCAGGCAGGCUGGUGGAAACGGACACCAUGGAAAGAAGCCAGAGGAAAUAAGGGCAAAGACAGCUGUAUAACAUGCAGAGAAACCAACCAGAAUGAAAAGCCGUGAUUCAUGGAGCACUGCAACUCAGACACUCCUUGGAUUUCACUUUGAGAGCUGAGUCUGGAUUGGGGUCAGCGAGGGCUGGCACCAAGAUGAAGGGCAGUCAGGCUCCUCCUCCCUGGAGAUGUGGUGCUCCAAUCCCUCCCCUUAAUCCUUUUCUACCCACUCUAUCCCCACGACUCCCUCACUGACCAGUGUCCUGGGCCUUUAAGAGUUGGGUGGGCUGGACUGAAGAUAGCUCACACUUCCCCCCACCCCACUCCUUCCUUCUGGCUGUAACUCUGCCAGUCACAGCAGCAAACUGCAGUAGAGGAGGGGAGAAAGCCAGCGAGUACAAGAGGAGCAAAGGAGAAAAGGAGAAAAGGAGCCGGCUGGGUUUCCUCAUCCCACAGUGGAGAGCAAGCACUGCAGAGCUCAAAGACACAGGACUGCUAUCCUGCACACGACCGUUUGUUGGCAUGCCCAAGUGCUGUUCUGGGAAGAGAACUUGCUUCUAGUCCUGACUGCCAUCAAUCAGGUGACUCUGGCGCCAGCUGGUGGAGCAGUGGGUGAUGGCAUCCCUGCUGCAAGGCCGGCUGCCCAUCAGUCAAGAUGUGCUGCUGAUGCAGAAAGGUACAAUGAUGCGCAAGGUGAGAUCCAAAAACUGGAAGAAGCUAAGAUACUUCAGACUUCAGGAAGAUGGCAUGACCGUCUGGCAUGCCCGGCAGGUCGGAGCCAGAGCCAAGGCCAGCUUCUCGAUCUCUGACGUGGAGACAGUGCGUAAUGGCCAUGAAUCUGAGUUGUUGCGCAGCCUGGCAGAGGAGUUCCCCCUGGAGCAGGGCUUUACCAUCGUCUUCCAUGGCCGCCGCUCCAACUUGGACCUGGUGGCCAACAGUGUGGAAGAGGCCCAGAUCUGGAUGAAGGGGCUCCAGCUAUUGGUGGACUUUGUCACCAACAUGGAUCAACAGGAGAGGCUGGACCAAUGGCUGAGUGACUGGUUCCAGCGUGGAGACAAAAACCAGGAUGGCCGGAUGAGUUUCCACGAAGUCCAGCGGUUACUACGCCUGAUGAAUGUGGAAAUGGAACAAGAACAUGCCUUUCAGCUUUUCCAGGCAGCAGACACAUCCCAAUCUGACACUCUGGAGGGACACGAAUUUAUAGAGUUCUAUAAGGCAUUGACUAAGCGUGUUGAGGUGCUGGAACUGUUUGGAAACUUUUCGGCUGAUGGGCAGAAGCUGACCCUGUUGGAAUUUGUGGAUUUCCUCCAAGAGGAGCAGAAAGAAGGAGACCAUGCUUCUGACCUUGCUCUGGAACUCAUUGACCGUCAUGAGCCUUCAGAAAGUGGCAAGCUGCGGCAUGUGCUGAGCAUGGAUGGCUUCCUCAGUUACCUCUACUCGAAGGACGGAGACAUCUUCAAUCCUUCCUGCCUCCCCAUCUACCAGGAUAUGACUCAACCCCUGAACCACUACUACAUCAAUUCCUCUCACAACACCUACCUGGUGGGGGACCAGCUUUGUGGCCAGAGCAGCGUCGAGGGAUAUAUACGGGCCCUGAAGCGGGGGUGCCGCUGUGUGGAGGUGGAUGUAUGGGAUGGACCCAGUGGGGAGCCUGUUGUUUACCAUGGACAUACCCUGACCUCCCGUAUCCUGUUCAAAGAAGUCGUGGCCACUCUAGCACAGUAUGCCUUCCAGACAUCAGACUAUCCAGUCAUCUUGUCUCUGGAGAACCACUGCAGCUGGGAACAGCAGGAGAUCAUAGCACACCAUCUGACCGAGAUCCUGGGGGAUCAGCUGCUGAGCACCACCUUGGAUGGGCAGUUGCCCACUCAGCUGCCCUCACCUGAGGAGCUUCAGAAGAAGAUCCUGGUGAAGGGGAAGAAGUUAAGUACGCUUGAGGAGGAUCUUGAAGAAGAGGAAGAGCUAGAGACUGAACUAGAAGGGGAGCAGGAGCCUGAGCUGGAAUCCCAGUUUGAGUCUGAGACCCAGGAGCUGAGCCCUCGCAGCAAGGACAAAAAUGAGAAGGUUGUGAUGUGUCCGCUGCUUUGUUCAUCUAUCUGUUGUCAGAUUACAGUCCAGGCUCCUCUUCCCAAGCCUGGGUUCCCUCUCUUUUUCAAGCAGAAAUCCAAGGCCAUCUUGUGUCCAUCCCUCUCUGCCCUGGUUAUCUAUACAAAGACUGUUUCAUUCUAUAACUUCACUCAUUCGAGGGAGCACUACCGCUUCUAUGAGUUAUCAUCUUUCUCUGAAACAAAGGCCAAGAACCUCAUCAAGGAGACUGGCAAUCAGUUUGUGCAGCAUAACGCCUGGCAGUUGAGCCGUGUGUAUCCUAGUGGUCUGAGGACAGAUUCAUCUAACUACAACCCCCAGGAAUUCUGGAAUGCAGGCUGCCAGAUGGUGGCUAUGAAUGUGCAGACUGCGGGGCUUGAGAUGGACAUCUAUGAUGGCCUUUUCCGCCAGAAUGGUGGCUGUGGCUACGUGCUGAAGCCAGACUUCCUUCGUGAUACUCAGAGCUCCUUCCACCCGGAGAGGCCCAUCAGCCCUUUCAAAGCCCAGACCCUCCAAAUCCAGGUGAUCAGUGGUCAACAACUCCCCAAAGUGGACAAGACCAAAGAGGGAUCCAUUGUGGAUCCACUGGUGAGAGUGGAAAUCUUUGGUGUUCGCCCAGACACAACCCGGCAGGAGACCAGCUAUGUGGAGAAUAAUGGUUUUAAUCCGUACUGGGGGCAGACACUAUGCUUCCAGUUGCUGGUACCUGAGCUGGCCAUGCUGCGUUUUUUGGUAAAGGAUUACAACUGGACAUCCCGAAAUGACUUUAUCGGUCAGUACACCUUGCCUUGGACCUGCAUGCAACAAGGUGAGCGUGUCCUUCCACCCCUGGCCAAACCCCUUACUCUGGCUGCCUUCCUAAUGCUGUCCUCCUAUGCCUUUCCAGGUUACCGCCACAUACACCUGCUCUCCAAGGAUGGCACCAGCCUCCACCCAGCAUCCCUCUUCGUGCACAUCUGCAUGCUGGAAGGGCUGAGGGAGGUUGAAUCUUAAGGUGGACACUUCAUGGGAAGGGUGGGUGUACUUGCUUCAGAUGGUAAGAUAACCCUGGAAAGAUGCUCCAGAAAGCAGAAGUGGUGAAAACCAAGCAUGGUUGUGCGUUCCUAAGCAUAAAGUUACCUCACCCUUCCUAACAAGCAAAUCUAGGGCCUGAUUUUUCACCUGCUUUCUCUUCCCUUUCUUCAUUUUCACAAACUUUUGGUAUCUUUCCUGCCCUUCCCUUUUGCGUACUCUAUCCUGGAGUUCCUUCCUUCCUUUGCUGUAGGUUUAGUCCCUACCCAGACCUAGGACUAAUCUCUUUUAUCAACUCUGGCUCCAAGGCAGAUUGCAACUACAAAUCCAGAGGGGUUUGGGGCAAAGAAACCCAGAGGCAUUAUCCCCUCCCCAACAACUUCCUCAAAGGCCAGAGCCAAGGAAAGGAAAAACCAAGCCUCAAGCCUCCCCAAGCAAAGGCUGGGGAGAGAACUGACCCUAAGACUGUACUGUGACUCUCAAGAAAACACUGCACAGCUCUGAGUCCACACUGGUCUGCUCCUUCCUAGUCCCACCAGUGUUAAUAGAGCUGCUCUCCCUAA
Messenger RNA from Myotis daubentonii (Daubenton's bat), 4777 nucleotides. RefSeq names its product phospholipase C delta 4 (gene PLCD4). Gene Ontology annotation, cellular component: plasma membrane. NCBI's taxonomy places the organism in Eukaryota, Metazoa, Chordata, Mammalia, Chiroptera, Vespertilionidae. The coding region runs from base 1734 to 4196 and encodes 820 amino acids. The transcript has 17 exons. Gene Ontology annotation, biological process: intracellular signal transduction; lipid metabolic process. Gene Ontology annotation, molecular function: phosphatidylinositol-4,5-bisphosphate phospholipase C activity; calcium ion binding. The record is from RefSeq and is a predicted model, not a curated record.